This is a messenger RNA of Symbiodinium sp. CCMP2592, 291 nucleotides long. Lineage: Eukaryota; Dinophyceae; Suessiales; Symbiodiniaceae. The record is from the annotation of a GenBank genome assembly.
AUGCCGCUAAAACAUCCCAACAAGAAGAAAUUGGACAAGGCGAGCGUGCGACCACCGAAGAAGAAAGAGUCAGCAGCAAAGCGUUCCGAGGAGGACGCAGAGCCGGAGCGACGAACUGCCAGAACAUGUCCAGCACACAUUCUGCGGUUCCAAGUGUUGCUGGGGGCCUCGACGGCCAUGGUCAUCUUUGCAGUGUACCGGCUGUGGACGGGAGCAUUGGCUGCGGACUCGCAGGGGCCGCGAGUUCCUGCAUUCGAGAUCAGGACGGUUCUGUGGUUCCUGCAUUUUUGA